Sphenostylis stenocarpa is the source of this 1470-nucleotide messenger RNA. The record is from the annotation of a GenBank genome assembly. Lineage: Eukaryota; Viridiplantae; Streptophyta; Magnoliopsida; Fabales; Fabaceae.
AUGGCUUGCAGCGCUAGAAACACAAGCAGAGUUUACAAAGGAAUCUUCCAAACCCUGUUCAACAUUGGAACUUUAAGGCCAAGAUUCGUGCAUUCGUGUCCAACCUCGUUGAUCCAGAACCUUCUCAAGUUCCGAAGAGACAAGCCCACGGACCAAUUGCAUCGAGCCCUAGAUCAGUGCGGCGUCUACCUCAACCACCACCUCGUUCUCGACGUCCUGCGACGACAUCAUUCCGAUUGGCGACCCGCCCACUUGUUUUUCAACUGGUCCAAAACCGCCGGCUACGAACCCAGUUCCGAUGUCUGCAACGAGAUGAUCGAUAUUCUCGGCAAAAUGAAGCGCUUUCAGGAGUUGCACCAAUUGCUCGACGAAAUAUCAAAGAUAGAGGGACUUAUCGACGAAAAAAUGUUUGCCACCCUGCUUCGUAGGUUCGUGUGUUCUCAUAAAGUGGACGAUGCAGUUCAGUUAUUCCGCAGGAGGAAGGAGUUCGGAUUGGAUCUUGGUUCCGAGGCUUUUUGCACCCUCUUGAUGUGGCUGUGCAGGUACAAGCACGUGGAAGAGGCCGAAACGUUGUUCCAUAAUGUGAUGAAGAAGGAUUGGAGUUUUUUUAUGGAAAACUUUAAUGUCUCUUGUAGUGCCGAUAUAAAGACCUGGAACGUGAUCCUGAAUGGUUGGUGUGUUUUGGGGAACGUGCAUGAGGAAAAGAGGGUGUGGAGAGACAUAGUGGCUUCUCCAUGCAAGGCUGAUGUAUUCAGUUAUGCCAUCUUCAUCAAGGCAUUGACCAAGAAAGGAAAACUUGGGACGGCACUGAAGUUGUUCCGUGGCAUGUGGGACAAGGGUUGUAGGCCGGAUGUUGUGGUAUGCAACUGCAUCAUUGAUGCUCUCUGUUUCAAGAAGAGGAUUCCUGAGGCGUUGGAGAUUUUCCGUGACAUGAGUGAGCGAGGUUGUGAACCGAAUGUUGCUACUUACAAUUCUCUUAUUAAGUACAUGUGCAAGAUACAGCGAAUGGGGAAGGUGUAUGAGCUGGUGGAUGAGAUGGAGAGGAGGAAUGGGAAUUGCUUGCCUAAUGCUGUUACUUAUUGUUACUUGCUCAAGAGUUUGAAGGAGCCAGGGGAAGUUCACGGGGUUUUGGAGAGGAUGGAGAGGAAUGGCUGUGGUAUGAAUGAUGAUGUUUACAACUUGGUGCUAAGGUUGUACAUGAAAUGGGAUGAUGAAGAUGGUGUGAGAAAAACGUGGGAAGAAAUGGAGAGGAAUGGAUGGGGGCCAGAUAGGAGAUCAUAUACCAUCAUGGUUCAUGAGCACUUUGAGAAAGGGAGGGUGAAGGAUGUUGUGCGUUAUUUUGAGGAGAUGAUAGCUAAGGGAAUAGUGCCAGAGCCAAGGACAGAGAAGUUAGUAAGUUCCUUGAACAUUCGGGUGAAGGGGAGAACAGAAAAACGGGAAAGUAUUGAAGAGGAGAGAACUAGGCUUUGA